AUGCCAAAAAUCACGAUCUUCAUUCACUUCUCAACCUGCUUAUCCAACAACCGACUUAAGUUGAUUAACGCCAACUCAGCCAGCACCAGCUUCCGUAGGUAAGCACGGAGCGCAUCGGGACGGCUUAGGCCGUGUAACCUCGAGCGCCCUGGCUUGUCCUGCGGGCAAGGCCGAGAGGUUGAGGGGGGCCUGUGAAAGGGGGAAUACCCCUUGCACAGACCCUCAAACCCAUUAUUUUAACAACGGUCUCAGUGGACAGGAGACGAACUCUCCUGCCCACUUAGAUACCGCGUGGCGAGCGGGCAUUGUGCGGUGGAUAAAACCGCCCCACAAUGUCAAGCCACCACGAUCGAAUACGUACCGUCUCACCCCAAUAGGUAAGCACGGGGCGCAUCGGGACGGCUUAGGCCGUGUAACCUCGAGCGCCCCUGGCUCUGCACAUGGGGAAUACAGACUGGCCAAGCUGCCGUAGGUAGGCACGGAGCGCAUCGGGACGGAUUAGGCCGUGUAACCUCGAGCGCCCCUGGCUCUGCCUACGGGACAGGUUGGUGGUUUGUGAGAACAUACUGACGACCAGCUUCCGUAGGUGACUACCGUGGCCGUUUCGGACCGCCAAUAUUAAGUGCCGCCCUGGGCCAAGACAACAGCGAGGAACCACCACCGACUAUCAUUAACGAGGGCCGCUAGCAACAUCAUCGCCAUCCAGGGCCGUUGUCACCGUCGUGCAUCAUUAGGGCCGGACUGCCCCCUUCCUCACCAUUGGGCCGCCAAUAUCAUUGCCGCCCCAGGCCGAACGCAACACCAAGAGCCGCCACCUUUCAGGGCCGCUAGCAACAUCAUCGCCAUCCAGGGCCGUUGUCACCGUCGUGCAUCAUUAGGGCCGGACUGCCGCUUUACUCACCAUUGGGCCGCCAAUAUCAUUGCCGCCCCCUAGGCCAAACCGCUACCGAGGACCGCUACUUGCUGUCUGCCGCUAACAUCAUCGCCAUCCAGGGCCGCUGUCACCGCCGUUACUCAUCAGAGGCCCGUUGUUAUAACUAGGGCCGCCAAUACUGCUCUCACUACGGGAGGUCGCUACCGCCCUCACCACUAUUUGGGCCACCGUCAACAUCACCGCAGGGCCGUCACUACUAAAGGGACUGCUACUGCCAUCACGAUCAGCAUCGUCGCUCUCAUUGGCUGCAGUACCCGUGCUGUGGGCAUUUACCCUCAUCACGCUCGCUACCGCUCUCACUGUCAUUAAUCACCGAACCAUCACCGCUCUCACUGUCAUUAAUCACCGAAUCAUCACCGCUCUCACUGUCAUUAAUCACCGAACCAUCACCGCUCUCACCGUCACCGCUCUCAACAACACCGCCACCGUCACUAGCCACUAGACAGUCUCCGCUCUCUGAGCCACGACGCCGACCGCCGACCAGUUAGUCGCUCUCUCCCUCCCCUCUCUUCGUGGACGUCAGGGUACCGGCAGCCUGGCCGAACGGCCGCGUGUGUGUGUGGUUGUGUUCGCUAUAUUCAACUACUGUGUUUAUUUUAUUCAGUGGGGGUUAGUGGGACCUCCACUCAACCCUGGAGCGGCUGAGCUACCUCAGCCUUCGAUAAAACCCACCUCAUAAAUGGCGCCCGAGCAGGGACCCAGCUCUGCAGGCGCAUGUGCAAAAGCACCAACAAGCACCAACCCUGUCGAAGCGGGUUCAUCGAACACACCACAACCAACCAAUAACACACGGACGAGCGAAAACGACACAGCAACGCUGAACGCCGACUCUCUGGGCUGGAUAUACCUACUGAAAAAAGAGAGAUUGGUGGAGGAAUGCAGACAACACCAGUUACCAAUUGAAGGGAACACAGUCGCAGAGCUACGGAGUGCUCUAAGCCACUUCAUCAAAACCAAGCGAAGUAGAAGAUCAACCGAAAAUCUCCUAAAAGAACUAGAAAUGGAGAUCACCGCUGAAGAAGCCAGUAUAGCGAAGUCCUUACCCGAAGUCACCCCAGCCAUAAAACUGGGCGAAUCAUUCCUACACUCCGGAGGAGCAAAACUAGCAGCUCCUCAGCGAGACAGGUUUAGUAACGCCGAAGUAAUGAGUACUGUCCGUCGUUGGGACGUACACUAUUCCGGCGGCGAUGCCCUGCACGACUUCUUGGAUCGGAUUGAGGAACUGGCAGGAUGCUACCAAAUCCUGCCAGACCAACUCCUCCCAACCCUGCCCGAGAUUUUACGCGGUAAAGCACUCCAAUGGUUCCGCGUCCAGAGGCAACAAAUAACCACCUGGGCUAGAUUUCGUACCGGGGCGGAAAAAUUUUUUCUGCCCAAACGACACAUAACGCAGCUAGAAGACACAAUUCGCCAGCGGAAACAGAUGCACAGGGAAAAGGCCAAGGACUACAUCCUCGCCCUCCAGACACUCAUCCGACAACAUCCGGUCAUGUGCCACGAAAACCACCUAGAACGUAUUUAUGACGGUCUGCGAGUCGAAUACCGACUCUUCGUAAAAAGAAGCGAAUUCCAAACCAUCGAGGAGCUCAUGGAGCUCACCGAUGAGUAUGAACUGCUCAAAAAUGAAGAAGCCAGACAAAGUAGACAAGCGGCACACAGCCUUUCCACCAUAAGUAACCGGUACGACGCAAGGAACACCUGCUGGCGCUGCAAAAGGCGUGGGCACCAGCGUUACCAUUGUCACUACCCACGGCGACUGUUCUGUUCUCGUUGCGGUGAAGAUGGAACUCUCUCCAGAAACUGCCCAUACCUCAAAUCAAUCAAUACCGCGCCACCCAUCGCCCAAGCCACUACAGUGCAAUCCGAAUGGAGAAGUAUCGACGGUCGCUUCUACGCCGACGUCACCAUCGAAGGCCUACACGUACGAGCACUGGUGGACACCGGAGCCACUCUAACAUACGUAGACGACAGCACGCGCGUGCAUUUAGAGCGACUCAACAUCCGACCCCAGCCUAAUAAGCGAAACGUCCAACUCGCGGAUCAGACAUGCGUUGCCAGUACACACACCUACCCCGUCAGAAUCAAGUAUAACGAGCGAUUCACACGCACGGCGGUAGCAGUGAUCCCGAACCUGGCAGAACGAAUGAUAUUAGGAAUGGACUUCCUGUCAAAGCGAGGCAUUGUUGUGACCUUAGACGGCCAGCCACUAAAUCCCGACACGUCACCGAGGCCCACACCCACCUUGUGUUGCCUAACAGAACGGGCUCACUUAAAUGAGGAACAAAAUCAGGAAUUGGCACACUUCUUGGACAACAACAAAACGCUGUUCUCCAAAAUCACCGGACCAAGUACAGCCGCCGAACACAUCAUUACACUGCGACACAACCAACCGCUGAAGCAGCGCUACUACCCGCGCAAUCCCGCCAUGCAGCAGGUAAUAAAUACCGAAGUGGACGAAUUACUCACCGCUAACCGGAUAGAACCCUCCAGGAGCGCAUACAGCUCACCAAUUGUACUAGUCAGAAAGAAACAAGGAACCUGGCGGAUGUGCAUUGAUUAUCGUCAACUCAAUGCCGCUAGUGAACCCGACGCGUACCCACUGCCUCAAAUCGGAGCCAUUUUGGACCAGCUAAAAGAAGCAAAGUACAUCUCAACCAUCGACUUAAAGAACGGCUACUGGCAGAUACCGUUAGCCAAGAAGUCUCGGCCAUAUACCGCCUUCACCGUUCCCGGCCGAGGACUUUUUCAAUGGAAGGUAAUGCCCUUCGGACUACACUCCGCCCCAGCCACCUUCCAACGCGCCCUCGACUCUAUACUCGGCCCGGAAUUGCAACCAAAAGUGUUCGCCUACUUAGACGAUAUCAUCGUGCUAGGCGAAACGUUCACCGAACAUAUGACCUACUUACGCGAAGUCUUUCAUAGACUUCAGAACCACAAAAUGCAAAUCAACUUCGAGAAAUGCAGUUUUGUACAACAAAAACUACAUUACUUGGGACACAUCGUCAGCUCUGAAGGGAUACACACCGACCCUGGAAAAGUAGCCGCGGUACGGGAAAUGACUGCGCCCCGAACCAUCAAGGAGCUUCGCCGCUUCCUUGGACUUGCCUCCUGGUACCGCCGCUUCAUCGCUAACUUCUCCACACUCGCGGCACCCCUCAACCAGUUACUCAAAAAGAACGAAACUUGGACAUGGGGCGAAUUACAGAACAACGCAUUUGAGGCGCUCAAGGAAAAACUGACUUCCGCACCAAUACUCUGCUGCCCAGACUUCAACCAACCAUUUUUUCUACAAACCGACGCUAGCGGAGAAGGACUCGGCGUGGUCUUAUUUCAGCGCCAUUCGGAUCAAGAGAAAGUCGUGGCCUAUGCCAGUAGAAGUCUGUCAAACUUAGAAAAGCGUUACUCAGCUACGGAACAAGAAUGUCUGGCUGUCCUGUGGGGAAUUCGAAAAAUGAGACCAUACUUAGAAGGCUACCAGUUCACUGUUAUCACCGACCACCACUCCCUCAAGUGGCUCCACUCGCUACAAAACCCCUCCGGGCGUCUGGCCAGAUGGGCACUUGAGCUACAACAAUACAACUUCGAGAUCGAAUACCGAAAGGGAUCUUUAAACGUGGUGGCUGACGCACUAUCACGGUGCCCGCUGCCAGCCCCCAGCACAGAAGAAGACCUACUGUUCGCUUUGAAUAGCCAACGUACGAGUUGGUACGACAGUGGAUCAACAGCCGACUAUUCCGACAUAUAGCACCAACAAAUCCACUCUCCCGUGCCCCGCAAUGGAAGCUCUGCAUCCCCGCUAACCAAAGGAAAAAGAUCCUUAAAGAAGUCCACGACGCCGC
This is a messenger RNA of Rhagoletis pomonella (apple maggot), 4773 nucleotides long. RefSeq lists its product as uncharacterized. The record is from RefSeq and is a predicted model, not a curated record. The coding region runs from base 1614 to 4679 and encodes 1021 amino acids. Gene Ontology annotation, biological process: proteolysis. NCBI's taxonomy places the organism in Eukaryota, Metazoa, Arthropoda, Insecta, Diptera, Tephritidae. Gene Ontology annotation, molecular function: nucleic acid binding; zinc ion binding; aspartic-type endopeptidase activity. The transcript is spliced from 2 exons.